Entelurus aequoreus (snake pipefish) is the source of this 1323-nucleotide messenger RNA. RefSeq lists its product as uncharacterized. Bases 1 to 1002 code for a protein of 333 amino acids. Gene Ontology annotation, molecular function: protein tyrosine kinase activity; protein serine/threonine kinase activity; transcription corepressor activity. Gene Ontology annotation, cellular component: PML body; cytoplasm; nucleus. The record is from RefSeq and is a predicted model, not a curated record. Lineage: Eukaryota; Metazoa; Chordata; Actinopteri; Syngnathiformes; Syngnathidae. The transcript is spliced from 4 exons. Gene Ontology annotation, biological process: intrinsic apoptotic signaling pathway in response to DNA damage by p53 class mediator; peptidyl-serine phosphorylation; peptidyl-threonine phosphorylation.
AUGGUCGAGGUCGUAGGACGUAUUCCUGACCAUCUCCUUAGCGCCAGCAAAAACACUCACAAAUAUUUCAAGAGGAGCAACAGAGACAUUGACGGCGAUCACCCAAAGUGGCGACUGAUGACGGAGAAGGAGUACCAGGACAAAACCGGCGUCCGUCCUGAUGCAUUGCCGUGGUCUUUCAAAUGUUUGGACGACCUGAUCAAACUUAACCCGCAGGUGAACGAGCCCAUUGAGUUGGAGGACCGUAAGGCCUUUGUGGACCUCCUCGCGUGUCUUCUCCAUAUGGACCCUGAGCGGAGGAUCACCCCUGAGGAGGCUCUUAAGCACCCCUUCCUGACCAUGAGCCACCUGAGUGAGCACCGUAACAGCAGCUUAUAUGUGGCGGACAGCUUUGACAAGAUGAAAUUCUGCCCAGCCAAUUACUUCCAGAAGGACCCCACUGACCCUAAACCUGACGUGGGUCUUAUCACCAACCCAAAGAACUGGCGGCAAAAGUUCUGUCAACUUUUCAGGACUAAAAAAAGGACAGAUGAACCUGUUCCGCAUGUCAAGCUGAAGACCUGGUUGCAGAACCUCUGUCAGACCAACAGCAGUCCUGAUCCGCCGGCACAAGGUCUCGGUUCCCCUGGUCUAUGUCCACGGCAGCAGUCCAAAAAAACCUGGUGCAAAACAAUCCGGCACUUCUUUAGAAGGAACCAGAUCGGUCCAGAACUGGAACACCAAAGCCACAUCAAACCAGACCACAACAACAAGUGUGCCGGGGCUAACCAGUCAACACAAGUUAAAAAGGACGAGUCAUCAAAUGUUAAAAAGGACGAGUCACAGAGAGAUAAAAAGGACGAGUCGGCAGCAGCAAAAAAAAGGGCCAAAGUUGACUUGAAGACAACUCGGGUGGCGACUAAAAGGCGCAGGGACAUGACCUUCGACAUGAACUACCUCAACUACCUGCGCUCGGACGUCGACCAGAAACCCAGAAAGUCCGACACUUUGGAGAACCUCUGACCUCAGCUACCUCUCAGAUGAGAUCACCUUGACCUCGCCUACCUCAUCAUUUGCACAAGCGACCGACGGAACGCCCUAGACUGUUCUGUUGCAGGACUUGUUUCUCAAGGAGCACUUUAUUGGACCAAAGCAAGUUUACCUCAAAGCACAGGUUCAAGAAUACACAAUGGGUAUAGAACCAGUCUAGCACCUUUAGAACCAAUGUUGUACCAGUUUAGAACCUACACAGUAUAUUAUUAUUAUAUAAUUAUAAUUAGGUGCGGCUAAGUUGGGUCUACAUGGACUCUUAUCUUGGUUCUAAUUGCCGGUUUUAAUGACGCA